GGGGAGAGUUAACUCACCUUGUCCUUCUCUCGGUGAAACAGGUGGCGACUACAGUAAGGACUUUAUAUACUCUACGGACUGCAGAGGCAGAGUUCGAGUUCGAGUUCGAGUUCGGACGCGUCUCCAAUGUUUCACAGCCUUUUGAGUAAAUCAGAAGAAAGCAAAGAUGUCAAAAACCAAAGUGGAGAUGGACAGAGCAAUAUCAUUGCAGCCGUUAGGGUGAGGCCUCUGAGCUGUGAGGAACUCCAUCGAGAAGACAGAGAGGUCCUGUAUUCUCCAAUCCCAGGGACUUUGCAGGUGAAUCACGGUAGCCAAGACAAGCUGUUCACUUUUGAUGCUGUUUUCAAACCUAAAUGCUCACAACAUGAGGUUUUUGAGAAGUGUGGUGUGAAGCGACUUCUUGAUCUUGUUUUCCAGGGGUUCUCCUGCACAGUUUUUGCUUUUGGACAGACAGGAUCUGGAAAGACUUAUACUUUGUGUGGCCCAUACUCACUGUUUCAUGGUGGAUUGAAGGACCACAGUUUCUGUGGCCUGACGCAGCGGUCAUUUGAAUAUAUUCUUGAAAGAACUCAGUCCACACAGGAGGAGUUUGUGUUGAGUGCCACAUUUUUAGAAAUUUACAAUGAACAGGUACGAGACCUCUUAAACCCCAGCGGUUCACUCAAUGUUCGUUGGAACAAAGAGAAAGGAUUUUAUGUCCAGAAUUUGACAAGAGUAAAUUUUGAACUGUUGGGAACAGUAAUGGAUCUUCUUGAAAGAGGAAUGCUGAACAGACAAACCUCUGGUCAUUCUCUGAAUGAGCACUCCAGUAGGAGUCACUCGAUCUUCACCAUCCAUGUUGAAAAUAAAGCACAAGAUAAUGCCCUCGGCAGUGUUGGAAAGCAGGGUAAAUUCUGCAUUGUGGACUUAGCAGGCAGUGAAAGAGUUAAGGAGACUGGAUCCUUUGGAGAGCUGUUGGAAGAAGCAUGCAGCAUUAACCGUAGCCUUCUCACCUUAGGUAACUGCAUCUCUGCCCUGGUGGAUACCAGAAAAAAAGAACGGCAUAUACCUUAUCGAGACAGCAAGCUCACAAAACUAUUGGCCGACUCACUUGGAGGAUCAGGGCUCACUCUUAUGAUUGCCUGUGUAUCACCUGCAGCAGCAUGCCUCCAGGAGACCCUGAAUGUUCUUCGUUAUGCCAACAGGGCCAAGACAAUCAAGAACAGACCUAUAGCUAAGCUGGACUCAAAGCAAAGGCAGACUGCUCAUUAUGAUUAUCAGAUCAAAGUCUUAAAGGCAGAAAAUCAAAAAUUAAGGGAAAAGCUGCAGCUUCUAUCAGUCAACAGUAAGCAAAGCGCAGGAAAAAACACCGAAAGAGAAUCGGGGGAAAAUGAAAGUCUUAACCAAUCAAUCAAGAAUUCCCCAUCCAUUCCUAAUCACAGUCUUUAUGGCCUCCUGCAAGAGUUCAUGCUGGAAAACUGUGCACUGAGGCAGGAAAAGAGCACUUUGCUUAGAGAUAAUGACACUUGUAGACAAGAGAUACAACGUCUGUGGAAUGAGAACAAAUGCCUGAUUCUGAAAGUGGAGGACAUGAAAAGGCUGGUGUGCUCCACCACUUUAGACAGUGGAAGACAGUCAAGAAAAGAAAGCAGUAACUGUGGGUGGGUCAAAGGGUUGCACCCUCCAUGCUGUUUGCUUCCUUCUAGACAUGUCACUGAUCUGACUACAAGUGAGUAUUGCUUUCAUGACAGCCACUUAAAAAACUCUCCAGAUUCCAGUGUUUCUUUCCUGCCGCAACCACCUCCCAUGACAAAACAAAUUAUGGAAUCCAGCUCUAACCAUAAGAAGAGCUGCAAGCAUGGAAAAUAUGAUGGCAAAUGCAAUGACUACGUCAGUAUUUCUCCAAUCAGUACUCCUGAAAGAAGUAAGCAGUGCCCCAAAUGGUUUAAUUUUACGAGCCCUCAUCACCAAAGCUUUACUCUGAGACCAGAAGACAAAGUUGAGCCCUCUGCCCCUCCUCUUUCAACAAUUUCCUCCUUUGAACUGGACACCAUUAUUUUCCCUCCAUUGACAUAAGAA
Molecule: messenger RNA, 2058 nt
Organism: Erpetoichthys calabaricus (reedfish)
Lineage: Eukaryota; Metazoa; Chordata; Cladistia; Polypteriformes; Polypteridae
Product: kinesin-like protein KIF12
Exons: 17
Coding region: 127-2055 (642 amino acids)
Biological process (GO): microtubule-based movement
Molecular function (GO): microtubule binding; ATP binding; microtubule motor activity
Source: RefSeq, a predicted model, not a curated record